AUGAAGACGAAAGCCAUCGCACAAGAACGAGUGCAGAUGGCUGAAAAAGUCUCCGAAUUAACUCACCAAGGCCCUGAAGAUUUAGUGCUCAACCUCGCACAGCUCACCAAUGCCCUAAUUCUCCAAGUCUUCAAACCUCACGAGCGAUAUCCUGCUCUGGCACAUUAUGAACUCAUUGAGCAUGCGGUGGCCAAUCAGACGCACCUGAAUGCAGAAGUCGAGCAGCGCAAAGCAGAGGCCCUUCAACGCAAGGAGGACAAUCAGCAAAAAAGAGAGGAGAAGAAGUGUAAAUGA
Molecule: messenger RNA, 294 nt
Organism: Sparassis crispa
Lineage: Eukaryota; Fungi; Basidiomycota; Agaricomycetes; Polyporales; Sparassidaceae
Exons: 1
Coding region: 1-294 (97 amino acids)
Source: RefSeq, a predicted model, not a curated record